AUGGUUAAUGCGAACGAGCCUACCCAUCUCUCCACCGAUCAUCUGCCGCUCAUUACCAAGUACGUUGAUGACAUGAGUGGUGGGCUGCGGAUGGUCAGCAUUGAAAUACACGAUAACCCUGAAGUUGGAUAUAAGGAGAAACAUGCUCACGCAGUUCUGACGGACUAUCUCCAGCAGAAAGAUGGUUGGCGGGUGGAACGAUCAGCCUACGGCAUAGAGACGGCGUUCGUAGCCGUCUACGAUGGUUGUAGGCCUGGUCCUGUGGUGUCUUUCAAUGCAGAAUACGACGCUCUUCCGGGCAUUGGACAUGCCUGCGGCCAUAAUCUCAUCGCAAUCUCUACCUUGGCCGGUGCGCUGGCAACAGCCAACCUACUGAAGGACGAGCAGUUGGGGGGGAAGGUUGUCCUGUACGGUACGCCUGCAGAAGAGGGGGGUGGUGGCAAGAUUAAACUCCUCAGUGCCGGAGCAUACCGAGACCAUAAGGUCGACAUCUCCCUUAUCUCGCACCCUGGCAUUACGUGCGACGCGGCGCUCGUCCGAACUGCAGCAUAUGCCUCACUUAAGGUUGAGUACUUUGGCCGCGAAGCACACGCAGCGGCUAGACCGUGGGAUGGCAUAAAUGCGCUUGAUGCUCUAAUCACCGCCUACAAUGCCAUAUCUGUCCUACGCCAGCAGACGCAGCCUGGUGAUAUCAUUCAAGGCCAGAUCACCAAUGGCGGUCUACGACCAAACAUCAUUCAUGCUUACAGCUCCGGCCGCUUUGUUGUGCGUUCGACUAGUCAAGCUCGCCUAGACGCCUUGAAGAAGCGAGUGAUUGCAUGCUUUGAAGCUGGCGCCACCGCCACCGGCGCUGAACUUAAGCUUACACUCGGCGGAUCGUAUGCGGACCAUAUGCCCAACCGUGCUCUCGGCCGUAGCUACCGGCACUUCUUCAAUAGGAUGGGUGGCAGUAUCGUAAGAGGAGAUGUAGAUAUCAUCGAAGCUGCUACUACGGCAUCUACUGAUCAAGGAAACAUUAGCUAUGCUAUGCCGAGUCUGAGUCCCAAUUUCUGGAUCCGGAGCGAGGACGCUGAUGGGAAACAGCUCGGUGGACCACACACUCCAGAUUUCGCGAAGGCUUCUAGAACCGAAGAGGCGCAUAGCCUAGCAAUGAGAGUUGGGAAAGCAUUGGCGGCAACUGCUGUGGAUGUCCUGACUAGGCCGGAAUUAUUGAAAGAAGCCAAAGAUGAGUUUCAAAAGCUCAAACAAGACCUCCAGGCCGCCUUGCGUUGA
Molecule: messenger RNA, 1272 nt
Organism: Baudoinia panamericana UAMH 10762
Lineage: Eukaryota; Fungi; Ascomycota; Dothideomycetes; Mycosphaerellales; Teratosphaeriaceae
Exons: 4
Coding region: 1-1272 (423 amino acids)
Molecular function (GO): dipeptidase activity
Source: RefSeq, a predicted model, not a curated record